Molecule: messenger RNA, 5164 nt
Organism: Portunus trituberculatus (swimming crab)
Lineage: Eukaryota; Metazoa; Arthropoda; Malacostraca; Decapoda; Portunidae
Gene: pio
Exons: 10
Coding region: 183-1466 (427 amino acids)
Source: RefSeq, a predicted model, not a curated record
CCAUGUCGGACUGGCAGCGAGGGUCCAAGAUGGCGGUGGAGUGAGAGUGUGUCUAGUAAGCCUCCGUGAAACACGAGCGAUUUGUCUUGGAUAAUCAAGUCGUGUCGUGCCAAAAUUUGUUCUAUGCAGUCCUAAGGUGUCACGAGACCCAUUGGUGAGAGAACCCGGUGGAUUUACUAGUCAUGGAUUCCCCAGCAGCUGCGAUAUUCCUUCUGGCUGUCCUCGCCGCCAUUGCCAAUGCUCAAUUAAUACAACGACCGAACAAAGAAGUAUCGAUCAAGAGUGUCCGCAUCCUGUGUAACAGCAACGAUAUCGUCGUCUCCAUUGAAACCAACACGGCCUUCAAUGGCAUGAUCUACCCCAAGGGACUGUCCAAGAACUCCUCCUGCAUGGCGGAGUUCAGGGAGCAGAUCAGCCCCGUGUUGUACAAGUUGCCGCUCAAAUCAUGCAGCACCAUGAGCUCGGAAAUGGAUGACGGCAUCGAGUACUUCAACACGGUGGUGGUUCAGCCUCACAGGAAGCUCGUCACCAACCAAGGGCGAGGCUAUCACAUCCGUUGCAAGUACCAGACGCAGGAGAAGACCGUCACCAACGCCUUCAACGUCAGCGGAGACUUCGUUACGGACGCUGAAUGGAAGGCACCAAACGGGUCCAGCUUCGUUGGCACCACUCCGCUGACCGCCACGGCGCCCAUGCCCGGCUGCUACAUGAGGAUCUUCGCCGGCACGCCUGACGAGAAGCUGGUGGCGGAGAACGUGCGCAUCGGCGACCCGCUCACCAUGUCCAUCUCGCUGGACGACCAGGAGAUCUACGGCAUGAAGGUGACGGACUGCCUGGUGCGGGACGGCUUGGGCUGGGGAGAGCAGAUGCUGAUCAACAGUGACGGAUGCCCUGUCGACUACGAAAUCUUUGGUGCCCUGGAGUACUCGCCGUCCAAGACCUCGGCGACUGUCCGCUUUCAGGCUCACAAGUUCCCUUACAUCUCGUCUGUCUACUACCAGUGCAACGUGAAGCUUUGCAUCAAGAACGCCGGGGGCUGUGAUGACGUGCCGCCCCUGUGCGUGGAUGGCGAGAACGUCCUGCGCCGUCGUCGUCGUAGGGACGUGGAAGUGGAUGGGAACGGUGACCUGCGUGAAGUGGAGGCUGAGGUGGACGAGAACCUGACCAUUGAGGUGUUCACUGGUCUCUAUGUCAACGAGGACGAGGAGCUGCCGGAGCCUGAGGGAGCGUCGGACACACUGUCGCCGGUGAAGGAGGAAGUGGAGGAUGACCCAAACACCUUCUGCCUUUCCCCCAAGACCUUCGCCAUCGGCAUCGCCAUCGCCGGUCUCAUCCUCAUGGUGGCCGUCAUCGCAUCCAUCCUCAUCCUCAUCUCCCGGCGGCGCAGAAGAAAGGAGGACUCCACCACGGGCUCCUCUAUUUAUUCCAGUCCGUACACUAACACUGCCUACAGCCACUCCUCCUAGACGGCGGUCAUGCCUGUAGCAAGUUGUGUAGCUUUAUUCCUUUACUCGUAAUUUGUUUGUAAAAUGCGUGAGACUCAAUCCCAAACACGAACGAAUCGAACUUUGUGAGACUCCUGGGAUACAGACUCCAAACUGAAGCGCUUCACGGCACGGUACAUGAAGCAGAUUAGACGUGUUCGAAACCCUGAAUGAACGCCUUCCCCGCCCCGCCCCGCCCCGCCCCCCGGCCUCAGUGCAUGGCGUUGUCAGCAGGUGGGCGGACGCGGCUGCUUGGCGAGGGACGGUGGCACCACUUGACCUGAACCAAGGACAGGCUGAGGGUAGGUUAGUUAUGCUUUGCCUGGUGAACUCGUGCACGUAUCGUAGAAGUCACCAACGUAAUGUAUGUUGACUUUAUCUUCCAAAUUAAUUAUUGUAACAAGUGAUUAGCGGCCAUCUUUUUCUUGGUGAGGUUGUUGCUGCGCAUUGAAUAACCAGUCAGUUCUUGGUCGCGUGUAGAUUACUUUCUUUUUCUCUUAGUAAGGAAUUCAGUAACUAGGAAAGUAUUUCAAAACUCAACAUUGAGAACAUUAUUAUUGGGGAAACUAUUGAAUUGCCGCUCGUUACACGUGGUCCAGGGAUCACUGCUCUGCUGGUGCCACUGAUGUGUAACAAUGAUUGGAGUUGUCUUUGUAGUGACGCGUAAAUCAUUAAUGUGUCCAAUGUUCAGAGAGUGCGAAGGUAAAGUUUAGCAGACUUUCACGUUCUGCAGGAUAACCACCAGAGGAAUGAACGAGGCUUGUUUAGCGAAGCACGAGCUCUGUCACAAGCACUGAACUACCCUUAGCUAUUUACAUUGUCUUUGUAUCUGUUAGGAAAUGUUAUGCCAAAAAAUUUAUGUACUAGAAUAUAACGUUACUUGUUAGGAAGGAAAGAAACGGUGUGCUCUUUUUUUACAGUAGGUCUUGAUGAUGUUACUUUUUAGGAAGGUAACCAGUGCUUUUUUUAUGUAUGUAUUAGGAUUGGACUGUGUAUGUUAAGUUUUCAAUGAGGAUCGAGGCCUUGGUGCUGUACCGUGAGGGAGGCUGACGGGAAGGUAGUGGUGAGUGUGCCCGAUGAAGAUAACCAGCUUUACUGAUAGAUUAAUGCUGUCUUCUUGUUAGUGAGGGUCUUCCUACUAGACGUCCACAGUAACCUCAGCAUCGCAUUAGGAUUACCGUCUCAGCAUCUCGCUACUAACAGGUUGUGAUGGUGGUGCUUGGGGAGACGCUGGUGGGAACUGACUGGUAACCUCAGAUGAAAAGCGAUUGGUGAACGAAGACAAAAGGUACCAGUUAAACAUUAUGACACUCCACAUGUGUGCACCGAAUUUGUGUCCACUAAAACUGAUAGUACUUCAGGAUAUUAUGUUUUGAGUUGCAUUACCAUUGUGAGAUGCUGAAAUUUUUUAAACGUACGGAUUUUUCAAUCUUUUUUGUCUGACGCCACCAAAGGUUCCCCUCCAGUCUCCUGCCUCCACUUCGUGUCUUAUCAAAAAUCCGUCCAUAGUAUUAAUCUGCUCAGUCGAUCCGUGACGUGACGACUUGAGUGAGUUUAAGUGUUAGGUGAUACCAAUACUGCGGCAGACGUGACUUACGAUGCAAUAUUUGCCGGUGAUUUAAGGGUCUUACUUCUUUUUGUACCAGCAAGUGCUAGUUUAUCUUACUAUCUUGUUAAGUACGUAGGUAACUUUUUAUAAGAUAUACUCCGGAAGGUGACAGCAGGAGAGGACUAAUUAUUUGUUAUGGUAAUGUGAGAAUGACUGGCUGAAUGAUUGUGUUUAGUUUUUGUACCAUUUUCCUUAAGUUGUGAAUGUGUUGAAAGUCUUAAUUUGUCACAAAGUAAAGAUUUGUAAUCUGCAACAAAGGAUACAGACACUAUGAUUGGGAGUCGCGCCACAAAACCACAUGAGAAUGUUAAACACACCAUGGUUAACAUUCAAGCGGUAAACCUGCAACCUUUAAAAGUUAUCUUUGUGAACGAAGCGUCUGCGCUGUUCAGCCACUGUCACUGGUAGUUUGUUCACUUUUCACACUCUUAGCAGUAAAUUAGUUAAGUCUGCAUGUCACUUGCUUUGAGCUUUGGACGGAAUAGCAAAAAAUACCUCACUAAAACCAUAAAAAGCUUCGUGUAUUACACAUUUGACUACACAUGCUACCUUGCCUUCAUAAUGUCUGUAUCCUCACUAUAGUGUAGCUAUAGUUUAGUGCCAUAAGCCUCGUGUGCUUAUCUACUCUGGAUAACAAACUCUCGUACUCUUUUCACUAAUACUUGUGGAAAGUGAAAUCAGGAUUUUGCAAUACUCGGAAACAAGAAUUAACCUGACCUGGCUGGUGCACUGAUGUCACUGUUGCGAAUCAGAAUUUCAAAAAGGUCUCACCAGUUUUGUAAUUCUAUCUAAAUCUUUCAAAAUGAGUCGGGUAAAAACCACAUUUAGCUUUGUCACAUUUUGUUAUAUAAUACUUUUGAGUCUGUACACUCGUGACAUCGUGAUAAUAGUUUGUGAAUGACUGAGAUGUAUCUUUCCAAAGACUGUAAUGCUCAUUUCUCAAACAUUUGCUUCUUGAUUAGUUAUUGAUUUCACAGUAACGGUCAUCUCUUAUACUUCCGUGACUCACCACUUGCCGUGAACUCUUCUCUAUACAGUUAACACUGAUGCUAUUAACUUAUGAAUUGACAGCCCCAACAGGCAGCUAUAAUUUUAAGUGUUUUUUUUUCAUCUAAAAUUAAUUUUGCUCGAAACACAACGUUAUACAGGGAAUGAAGACGCUGGUUUAUGGGUGCAUUGUUCCGCUUGCUUUCGUUCAUGUACAGUUUGAGGGGAGAAACAGGAAGCUUCUCACUUGACUCACAAUGCACUUCUAAAUCUUCGUCUUGUAUAAUUGUCGUGUGAACCAUUGCCAAAUAAGCAUGAGCAUUGUGUUGUAGGUUUACUGUAAUUGUUCUCUGUUGUUGAUAUGCUCAGAAUCUGGUACUGAUGAGAGAAGAGAGAAGACAACCUAAUCUCAUGUUUAUGAUUGUGAUUCGUGGAGAGAUAAUAUUAUACGUUUAGUUAAUGCAUCACGUACACAUGAGACCUACUAUGCGUGUAAUAAUAAAUUGUACUAAAACUUCCAUUGGUGAGACAGACAACUGGGGACUGGCAAGUAAGAGGGGCUUUUUUUUUUACUCUUUAGUUGCCCUUGGCCAGCUUUUCCCUCUUGCAUAAAAAAAAGCUAGAUAUGUUAAUGUUAUACUCUAAGGUUCAGUUUUGUGCAUAUGACAACUUCCCUUGGACCACUUAUACUCUCCACUCCUGGGCACAACUGUCAACAUUCACUCUUAUCUCUCUUUGUUUAUUGUCAUCCAAGUGCAUUGCCAAGCUUCGAAAAGAAAAAAAAAUGUGAAAUAUAACCCUUAACUUUUUAUCUUAAUGUCAUGUUUGUAAGUUGUAGCUUGGCGUUGUGCUUCUUUACUGGGUCUUUAUUUUUUAUCUUUAUGAUCAUUUGACGUUCUUUACCAAGUCAGCGCCUCGUGUGCAGCAUUAGUGGCGCGAGGUGUGAUGGGGUACGCACUCAUGCUCAAGGCAGGACGUGUUGCCUGUGUGCCCAGUCGAGUUGAUAUUCCUGUGUGCUAAGCGGGUUGGUGAAGGGUCAGUAGUUGCUCUAUCGGGGACACCAAAAUAAACGACUAUCAUUUUG